Drosophila takahashii is the source of this 1581-nucleotide messenger RNA. It is a transcript of the gene Cyp4e3, whose product is annotated as Cytochrome P450 4e3. The record is from RefSeq and is a predicted model, not a curated record. Gene Ontology annotation, molecular function: monooxygenase activity; iron ion binding; heme binding. NCBI's taxonomy places the organism in Eukaryota, Metazoa, Arthropoda, Insecta, Diptera, Drosophilidae.
AUGUGGUUCGCUGUGCUCGCUGUCGUGUUUUUGCCACUGAUCGUUCUGUUGUACUUUGAACUCAGGGCCUCGCAUCGCCGCCAACUGCUCAAGGAAUUCAAUGGACCCACUCCGGUGGCCGUUUUGGGCAAUGCCAAUCGCAUUGGCAAAAAUCCGGCAGAGAUACUGGCCACGUUCUUCGAUUGGUGGUACGACUACGGCAAGGAUAACUUUCUCUUUUGGAUCGGAUACAGUGCUCACAUUGUGAUGACCAAUCCCAAGCAACUGGAGUACAUUUUAAACAGUCAGCAGUUGAUACAAAAGUCCACCAUCUAUGACCUCCUGCAUCCUUGGCUGGGCGCUGGCCUUCUAACGAGUUAUGGCAGCAAAUGGCACAAGCACCGCAAGAUGAUAACCCCGUCAUUUCACUUCAACAUCCUGCAGGACUUUCACGAGGUGAUGAACCAGAACUCCAGCAAGUUCAUGGUCCAGUUGAAGAAAGCAAGUGCCGGCGAUAGUAUCAUUGACUUCCAGGAGCAUGCCAAUUAUCUUACCUUGGAUGUCAUUUGUGACACGGCCAUGGGAGUGCCUAUUAAUGCCAUGGAGGAGCGUGACUCCUCCAUUGUCCAGGCUUUCAGAGACAUGUGCUACAACAUCAACAUGCGGGCAUUCCAUCCAUUCAAGCGGUCUUACAGGUCCUUUAGUCUUACUCCUGAGUUUCCAGCUUAUCAGCGAACAUUGAAGACGCUGCAGGACUUCACCUAUAACAUCAUCGAAAAGCGCGUGGAGGCUCUCCAGAAUGGAAGUUCCAAGGGGGAGCAUGAUUCCUCCUUGCCCCGCAAGAAGAUGGCUUUUCUGGACACGCUGCUAUCCUCCACCAUCGAUGGCCGUCCUCUGACCAGGCAAGAGAUCUACGAGGAGGUGUCCACCUUUAUGUUCGAGGGCCACGACACAACCACCUCGGGAGUGUCCUUCGCGGGAUAUCUACUAUCGCGACAUCCUAAUGUUCAGAUGAAGCUGUAUCAAGAGCAGUGCGAAAUUAUGGGCAAUGAUAUGAGCAGAGAUGCCAGUUUCCAGGAGAUUGCCCAAAUGAAAUAUCUAGAUCUGUUUAUCAAGGAGGCACAACGCGUCUAUCCCAGCGUUCCGUUUAUUGGUCGCUAUUGUGACAAGGACUACGACAUCAAUGGCAGUAUAGUUCCCAAGGGCACCACUUUAAACUUGGCUCUCGUUCUUUUGGGCUACAAUGAACGUGUUUUUAAGGACCCCCAUCAUUUUCGACCCGAGCGAUUUGAGGAGGAAAAACCGGGUCCUUUUGAAUACGUACCUUUCAGUGCUGGACCCCGUAACUGCAUUGGUCAAAAGUUUGCCCUCCUGGAACUCAAGACUGUGAUAUCCAAGUUGGUGCGAUCCUUUGAGGUGCUUCCAGCAGUCGACGAGUUGGUCUCCAAGGAUGGCCGGCUAAACACUUACCUUGGACUCUCCCCCGGUGAAAAGUUAAAGCGCGAAGCUGGGCGCCACAAAUACGAUCCAGUUCUAUCGGCGGUCCUAACCCUUAAAUCCGACAAUGGUCUGCACCUUCGUCUCAGGGAACGGUGCUCCUGA